AUGAAAAUCACUCACUUCAACAAGUUGUUUCAAAUUUUCAUUACGGUUUUCAUCCUUCUUACGACAGCAAUAGCGACAUACCACCAAGAAGUUACGACAGCAGCUACUAACGCGCCAUCCACUGCUUCGGCUGACAUUGAAACUUCACAGAAAAGUGCGCAUGGUUUUAAAGCUAGUUAUGGAGUAAGUUUCGAGAAAGGCGCCAUAGAAAGCAACUGCUCCGAAGUAUGUAGUUCAACUAACUGUACAUUUGAAAACUGCUUUAUGGCUAUAAUGAACGAGCCUUUCCCAGCUCUAGCUAUAAAAGCGGAACUACAUCUCAGCUUCAUCAAUGUAAGAUUCGGAAAGAUUAACAAAUCCUUUUUUGACUGGUUAACAAUUAUAAAGUUACUGAUUGAAAACUGCGUGACCCAAUAUCGUAUUCCGGAAAAUUUGUUUUCAAAUGUGCUCUUUCUGAAACAACUUUAUAUUGUAAAUUCUCCUAAUUUCAGUGACAUCUUCUGGUCGAAUGAUGCUUUCGUGUUCCCUCUGAUGCGUUCAUUGGAGGAACUUUUUGUCGAUGAGAACAUUCCAGAUGAUGAACAAGCCAUCCUUUCAACUGCCAGUGUGCUCCAGUCUUCUCCGAAUUUUCGGACCCUGGUAUUAACCGGAAACACGAGGGCUCUGAAAGUUCUUAACAAACUGAAAAGAAUCCGAAGAUUAACAUUCAGAGACAUCCAGUUCUACUACGUGCUCGAGUACCUCAAACUCUGGAACGUACAAGCCUCAGUCAGGCAACUUGUCUUUGAUAGGGUCGGACAACUUAAUUUAAAUGACAAUGUCUUAGAAACGUUUACAAACCUCCAUAGCGUUGCUCUCUAUUCGUGUCCAGAUGUGAACGUCGAUGACGACCUGUACAAAGUCAUGUACUUCACCAAUAUAACAGCCUACGAUCAGCCUGAUGUUCAGAAAAAAUUGGACGCGAUUUAUGCAAAGGCAGUUCAGAAUUUACGUGAAUAUCCUAUUGAUGAGUUUUCGGAGGAAGACCUGCUGAUGCAAACCCCUAACGACGACGAAGACGAACAUGCUGACUUCACAACUAAACCUCGAGGCACGACAAUAAAAAAGAAAACACUUGAAAUUUUAGACGCUAAGGCAGAAAUUCAAGCAAACAACCUGAGAAUAAGUUGCGAAGUUGUUGGAAAGGCCCCGAUUUACGUUUCCGUAAAAUUUCCAAACGGUUCCAGCGUUAACUUCAUGAAGGAAGUAACACAACCCAGCUACGUAUUUGUCUAUAACGAGGCGAAUGUGGAUAUUUGUAAUAGAAAAGGCGCAUUUGUUUGUAGCGCACAGAGUGCUUUCGGUGGCUCCGAUAGUUUUGAAUUCAGUUUAUUCGAGGAAUUAAGAGUGAAAAGCGAUUGUUGGAUGGUUAGGAUGAAGUCAUUUGGGAUGGUUGGUGCUUUCGGGAUUGUUGGUUUCUUUUCGUGGUAA
Molecule: messenger RNA, 1470 nt
Organism: Helobdella robusta
Lineage: Eukaryota; Metazoa; Annelida; Clitellata; Rhynchobdellida; Glossiphoniidae
Exons: 2
Coding region: 1-1470 (489 amino acids)
Source: RefSeq, a predicted model, not a curated record